This is a messenger RNA of Suillus paluster, 507 nucleotides long. RefSeq lists its product as uncharacterized. Lineage: Eukaryota; Fungi; Basidiomycota; Agaricomycetes; Boletales; Suillaceae. The transcript has 3 exons. The record is from RefSeq and is a predicted model, not a curated record. Bases 1 to 507 code for a protein of 168 amino acids.
AUGGCUGCAUCGCACGUUCAAGCCUGUAUCAGUCAAUAUCAGACAGAGGCUGCCGAGAACAAUGUUCCUUCGGCUCGGAUAAUCUACUUUAAAGCCGGAAUCCAAUGGGAGAUCACUACCACAUCUUUUCAUCCCACUUAUCCGAGUUUCAGUCUGGUCCGGGAUCACGGAGAACCCUCCCGGAUCGUAUCCUCCUAUGAUACUCCAUGGUGGAUGGGGGACACUACAAUCCCUAACCAACCAUGGCAAUGGGAUCGGGUAAUAGAUUCCUGUCACUUUCACUACCAGCAUUGGCUAAGCGGCGUUGAGGACAAUGGUUUCAUCCUUCCGGAGCAGCUGGACGGCACCCUGGCUCCAUCACUGGUGGGACUGAAGUGGAUUAGGGAACGCCUGGUGUCGUUGAUUCAGGACCAUCAGGAGGGCAUCCGUGAUAAGAUGGUGGAGAUUGAUAUGUACACUGACACCCUAGCCCGGUUGAAGAGAGCCAGAGGGGAUGAUCCCUAUUAA